AUGGAUAUCUCAUCUCAUCAACAUCUGGAUCCUAAGAUGUUCUGUUACCCAGAAUCAAAUGCCUCCUGCACCAGAGAAAUCUUCAGUGAAGGGGUUCAAAUUGCUUUAUACUUUUUUUUUGUUUCAGGUAUGCUGGUUACUAUUCUAGGGAACGGUGUGGUCAUUAUCUCCAUUGCUCACAUAAAACAGCUCCACACGCCAACUAACACGCUUAUAAUGUCUUUGGCAGUUGCAGACCUGCUGCUUGGAGUAACUGUGAUGCCUUUUAGUACAAUGAGGGCUGUGGAGGGCUGCUGGUACUUUGGAGAUGCUUUUUGUUUGCUGCAUUCUAGUUUUGAUAUGUUCCUCACAUCUGCUUCAAUUUUCCACCUGGUAUUCAUAGCCAUAGAUCGAUAUGAGGCUGUGUGCAGUCCACUUCGCUAUUCCACCAAGAUUACAAUACCAAUUGCAUGGCUCAUGGUUUUUGCCAGUUGGGCCGUUGCUGCAUUGUACUCCUAUGGCCUACUAUAUUCCAAAGCAAAUGUAAGAGGACUGGAUGAAUUCAUUGCAUCCAUAUACUGCCUGGGAAGUUGUAAUCUUUUCCUUAAUGCUCUGUGGGGCGCCCUAGACACAUUGAUAGCCUUUUUCUUUCCGUGCUCUGUAAUGGUGGGUUUGUAUACCAAAAUAUUUUUGGUGGCAAAAGAACAUCUAAGGAAGAUUGAAGACAGCCAAAAUAAUUCCAGUGAGGGAGGUAGAGGUGUGGUGUCUCAACGGUCAGAGCGGAAAGCAGCUAAAACUUUAGGCAUUGUGGUGGGUGUUUUCAUCUUUUGCUGGCUGCCUUUCUUUGUUAAUUCCAUAGUUGAUCCAUACACAAACUUUAGCACACCACCUAUUCUCUUUGAAGUGUUUAUCUGGCUGGGUUACUUUAAUUCUACUGCAAAUCCAAUCAUCUAUGCACUGUUUUAUCCAUGGUUUCGAAAAUGUCUUAAUCUCAUUGUCACAUUGAAAAUAUUCAAUAGAAAUUCUUCUUAUAUAAAUGUAUUUGCUACUACGUGA
This is a messenger RNA of Oncorhynchus kisutch (coho salmon), 1035 nucleotides long. Its product is annotated as trace amine-associated receptor 13c-like. The transcript has a single exon. The coding region runs from base 1 to 1035 and encodes 344 amino acids. Gene Ontology annotation, molecular function: trace-amine receptor activity. The record is from RefSeq and is a predicted model, not a curated record. Gene Ontology annotation, biological process: G protein-coupled receptor signaling pathway. NCBI's taxonomy places the organism in Eukaryota, Metazoa, Chordata, Actinopteri, Salmoniformes, Salmonidae. Gene Ontology annotation, cellular component: membrane.